AGCUAUUAAUUAAACACAGUGAAUUAUGAAACUGUUGCUGAAACAGCAAAGAUCCAAUAGUACUCAUGGUUUCAUUUUAUUUUUUGAUUGUGUCUCUCACAUCUGUCAUACUUCAGUUGCAAGGAGGUUUGUCUGUAAUAUUCCCAGAAGCUGUGCAUGUUGUGGAAGGAGGUGAUGUUUUGCUAAAAUUGCUAAGGAGCAAUCCAAACCAAAGAUCAUGUCUUCUUAAAACACCAAACACAUCAGUUAUUUAUCCACUUAUAUCAGAGUUUGCUCAUCAUCAAAAUGAAAAUCAAAAGAUAAAAUAUUUUGGUGGUAAUAUACAUACAGAUUGUGGUGUUCGGAUUAAUAAUGUAACUGCUGAAGAUGUAGGGUACUGGCGACUUACUUCAAUAUCACAUAUUUAUGAGAAGGUUGAGGGUGCUUCGAAAAUAUCAUUAAGUGCUAGUUCUUCUUCAUCAGUGAAGCUUUUGGUUGGUACUAAGCCUGUUUUAAGCUUUGGUGAGCUCCAGCAUUGUACUUCAUAUUACACGACUAAUAAGUACAAGAAAAUUAAUGCAGAUGUUAAAAAUGCUUCUUGUACUAACAGUGAUGAACUUGAUUCUGGAUGGACACCUCAUAAAUCUUUAGGUGGAAGUUUAACACUAUUUUGCAAUUUGAAAUGCAAGGAGAGGCUAGCAUCUUGCUACUUUAUUCGUCUAUACGAUCAGGCAACAUUCAGCAUGGUUGAUGGGACUGGCAAUGGCCAAUACAGUUAUUUUGGAGAUGGACUUUGUUCUGGUCAUUGUGGUAUAACUAUUGAUUCUCCUCAGGAGAAGGAUUACGGCAGAUGGCAGUGCAUUGUUUUAACAGCUCACAGAAGAAAACCUCUCUCUUCUUUUAUCUCUAUUUCUUCAGAUAUGGGAGAUGUUGCUGCAGCUGAAAAAAUUCAAGUAUGGGAUGUUGGUUACACUGUUGUACUCUUGGGGCAACCACUGACAUUGAAAUGCCGUGUUGAGACACCAAUAAGUGAAUGUUCACUGGUUCAUCCAAAUGGUUCAACAAUUGUGCUUGACUCAAAAGAAGGGGCUUACAACAGUACAGAAAUGUGGAAAUAUGAUGGUUUUAGUCUUGAUGCAGGUGACUGUGGAGGGACACUGUUUGCUGUAACUGAGGAGGAAUCUGGAAUCUGGAAAUGUCAAAUGAAGACACUGAGGCCAACUAACAUGAUUUAUGCAUCACAGAUUCAGGUGAAAGUGACAAAAGUCCCUUUAACUGCGGUAAAUGAAGUGGUUGUGUCACAUGUUGGUGACAGUAUAACAAUAGGCUGUCAGCUGAUAUCACCUAUGUAUGUUAUGGAAUACUGUUCAUUUAAGCGACCUGAUGGAAUUGUAUUUGAACCUCUUGGAAAUGCAACAUUCUAUGUUCACAUUAUGGAAGCUGGUCUCUGUCAAUUGAGUAUCAAGAGUGUGGAAAUGAGGGAUCUUGGAGAAUGGACAUGUACAGUAAAGAUAAAACGUGAAGAAGAUGAAAUAUCAACCACUACCAUCAUUCGGUUUUCAGCAAACCCUUCAGUAGCUUCAGCAGGUGUGGGUGCUGCUGUUGGCAUAGCAGUUCUGGUAGCAGCAAUAAUUGGGUUACGCUUUAUACGAAGAGUCUGCCAACAAAAAAAUUCUAAUAUUACAGGGGAACAUCCUGAAGGAGAAGAAAUUGAAAUGCAGCAGGCAGAAUAGGUUUUCUUGCAUGUGCCUCCAUAACUUGGCAUGCUGAGUACUAUUGUCAAAGUGGGAAUGAUAGUUGAACAUAUAAAGCUCUAUUAUGGUAUUAUAAUUAACUGUUUUUAUGAAUUAUCAUUUAUUUAUGCACUGAAGAUUACUUAUGUCAUGCAAGCAUUUUCUUACCUGGCUACUAAUUUUCUUAAUUAGUCAAGACCAUUUGUCAUGUUUUUAUGAUCACUUUCAGAGCGACAGAGUUGUGCAGAGAAAGAAUUACUAAGUUUGUACAUUAACUGUCUGUAUUUUAUGCCAAUAAAUUCAUUUGGCUGCUAUUAGUAUUAUGCACCAUAUUCUGUGAAUUGCAGCAUGACAGAAUAUUUAUGAAUUUGAAACAAUUCAAGGAGUUCAUUAGUCAAGACAAGUUUGUACAUUAACUGUCUGUACUUUAUGCCAGUAAUUACACUAAUGCUGAACUAACCUGAAAUAUUAUCAUCUGUAAGAAUGGAAUGAAAUGAAAACCUUAAAAAAUACCCAUUAGGAAGAUGAUCAGCUUACCAGUUUCAUAGAAACUUAUUGUAUGAUAUUUCUAAGACAAAAACCAGUGAAUAACUAAUGGAA
Messenger RNA from Schistocerca nitens (vagrant locust), 2312 nucleotides. RefSeq lists its product as uncharacterized. The transcript is spliced from 10 exons. The record is from RefSeq and is a predicted model, not a curated record. Bases 66 to 1712 code for a protein of 548 amino acids. Lineage: Eukaryota; Metazoa; Arthropoda; Insecta; Orthoptera; Acrididae.